Messenger RNA from Andrographis paniculata, 7169 nucleotides. RefSeq lists its product as uncharacterized. The transcript is spliced from 9 exons. NCBI's taxonomy places the organism in Eukaryota, Viridiplantae, Streptophyta, Magnoliopsida, Lamiales, Acanthaceae. The record is from RefSeq and is a predicted model, not a curated record. Bases 4082 to 6757 code for a protein of 891 amino acids.
UUUUUUUUAUUUUUAAAGUCGCCCUCUGGAACAUUCUGUGAGGUUUUUUUUUUACUCCUCUGAUUCUUCCUCUGCUUUGGUGUCAAGGAAAUUGAGUUUAUUUUAAUAUUUUUGUUAUCUUUUUUCUCAUUUUUUUUAUUUAAAUUUUAUUUCGCAACUUCUUCCGCCGGUGGUCGCCGCCGCCGCCGUCAUAUCAUUUUUUUUAAUCUUCUUUCACCUUGCUGUUCGGCGCUGUGAAUGUCUGAAAGAUCAAAAUUGUUGGGGCACAAAGAGAUUCUGAUAAGUGACUGCCAAUUAGAGGGACAAAAGAGGGAAAUAAGUAGUGGCUUAUCCAUGGACGGAGCAGAAUUGCUGGAGUUGGUAAGAAAGUAAGAAGUGAUGACAGUAGUUCAACAAUGGGCGGAAUAGAUACCAAUGGGCACAAUGAAGAUUUGCUUAAGAAGGCCGAGAACAAAAAGAAAGAAAGAGGAAAGAAAGAAAAGUUGCAGAUCUUGUCAGCACAGCAUGGUGGGGAGGAAUGUGAGGAAAAAAAGAUGACGUUGAAAAAGAAAACAAGAGGAAAAUGAAGCAGUCAAAAUCAGUGAAAAAUGGAUUUGAUGAAAUAAGGGAUGACAGAUUGUCUACUAACAAAGAAAAUAAUCAAAUUGGCAAACUAGAGAAAAAUGAUUCUCAUGACAUGCAAGAUGAUUGUAUAAAAUCAGCUAUGAAAGGAUUGAAGAAACGAAACAAAUUUGUGGAGAAUGGUCCAAGUGACCGACUAUCUCAUCAUAGUAAUAAGAAGGUGAGGUUUAUGGCCCAGGAUGAGGUUUUUCUUGUACCAAGUGAUUUGAAUACUGAAAAAGAAAAUGGUGAUAAAGAUAAAGUGGUGUUGGGGAAGCGGUUCACACGUGAAGAAGAUGAGAUUGUCAAAGAGGCUGUUCAAAAGUGCAUAGAGGAACAUGACUUGGGUGAGGAAGGUUUGGACAUGGUCUUGAACUGUAAAAAGCAGCGUCAAGUGAAAGGUUGUUGGAAAGAAAUAGGGUCUGCCAUACCAUACCGACCAUAUGUAGCUGUCUACUACCGUGCUCAAAUUUUGUUUCGAAGGUCUGAGAAUCGGAAGUGGACUCAAGAAGAGUAUGAUGCAGUUUUGAAAUAUAAAAAAAAGCAUGGCAACUGUUCUAAAAAAAUAGCGGAAGAACUUGGAAAGCAUAGAUUUCAUGUAAAGGAUACUUGGCGGAACCACCAGAAUAUAAAGGGCAUGUAAUAUCAAAAAUUGUUCAAUCUAGUAAACCUUGACCUACAGUUGAAAGUAUUUGGUGAGAAAAAGUCCAAGUAUGGAAUGCUGCGGGACAAUAUUCCUUGGACAGCUAUAAGUGAUUAGUUAUCCACUCGGUCUCAAGCAAAUUGCUGUCUUAAAUGGUACAACCAGUUAAGCUCACCUAUGGUACUACUGGAAGGCUUGUGGGCUGAUCUAGAUGACUAUCGCUUGCUAGAUGCCCUUUAUAGCUUCGAUGCCACUUGAAUGGAAGAUGUUGACUGGGAUAAUCUUCUUGAUAACAGAUCUGGAGAUGUGUGUCGGAAGCGUUAGAAUCAAAUGGUUCUGCACAUUGGUCCGUAUGGUAAAAAGUUAUUUGCCGAACAAUUUGAAGUAUUGGCCCAGCGGUAUUGCCCCCAUCUUAUUGAGGCAAGAGAGACAUGGGAUAGCAAACCAAGGGUUCCAUAAUACUGCUGAUCAUAGGGGCAUGGGAUCCUGGCUCCCAACCCCUCCAAGCCCCUAGCCCCAUCUAUAGGAGGGCGACUUGUGGAAUCUAUGUUUUAGUCCUUCCCACCUCUUCUAUCUUCAUACUGCGGGUUGUUUUUUCCUUUGUGCGAUUCGGCUUCCAACUCUAUGUUCCAACCCACCAUCCAUCAUCAAGGAUGUUGAGUCUUGCUCUCUCUGAAAUUCAGGCUGUCUGCGGUUUUGUGAGUUGUGUUUGGAGAGGUUUGAUUUUGAGUACUUCAUUUCGGCGUUUCCCAGCUCCCCGCGGUGUAUGAAGUAGCAUCUCAUUAUGUCAAUGUUCUGGAUCUUCAUUACUUUCAGCUAUACCACUGGGAAGAAGUAAAAUGAUCUGAGAUUUAUUUAAUUUUGUUCUACUUGUCGACUUGGCUUGCAUUGCGUACGAUGACAAAAAUAUGUACAUGGCAGCUUAUGAUUGGAGGCUCCUCAUUCCAAGUUACAGAGGUAUGCUACUUUCAUUGUACUCUUUGUUGAAAAGCUACUAUUAUGGCAAGCAGUUUAACUGAAUAAAAACAGUAUGCUUAUUAUCUGCUGAAGCAACGGAUAUAGCCAUUGCAAGGUUUUGGUUUUGAUUUUGUUUCUGUUUCUUGAUCCGACAUUGAAUAUUUUUGUAUCAAUGUGCUUGUCCUUCAAUUUAUUUUAUUUUUUCCAUGAUUAUAAAGUGGCUGAACUAGGUCCUAGGUGCACUGUAAAUAAGUUUAUAUACUGCAUUAUACUCGAGCACUGUUUCCUGUGAAGCUUAGGAUUUUAUUGCAACCACAAUGAUAGCUGGGUUGUUUGCUGUAUAUCUUUUGAUAAUUUAAACUGGAUGGCAUUCUUUCAUCUCUGUAUAAACCCAUUGAUCCCAUCUUCUACGUACAGAAGCUCCACUGUUGAUUGCAAAAUUGAAACUUUCAGAAGGCCGAUUAAUUAUAACUGUUGAUGUAUUUUUUCAAUAAACAGAAAGUAAAAUUCAAAGAUAUGGAAAAUAUCUUUAAACUUGAUUAAGUUUAAUCAGCGCCUGAGAUUAGGAAUCUCUAAACACUGUACGGUACAUAAAAGAAAUUAAUUGGAAAUUAAAUGCUGAAAAUUUAAAGUGGUGAUCCCCGAAUUUGACUUUGGUUUGUUGAAGUUGAUUGAAGAUUCUUUUUCCAGAAAAAUCCAAAUCUUUAAAUACUCUCUGAGAAAUUGUACUGGAAACCGUCGCCCGAACGGUUACAACGUCUCAUUUUCAACCGUCUGCCAACCCUUCUCCUGCUGACACGUGUCCUCAGCAAUCCAAAUUAUCACUCUAUUUCACUCUUUGAGCCGACCACAGACCUUCCGCCCUUUUGGCCCGACUGCCAAUCCUCCCGACUUGCAAACCAUCCGACUUAUUUGGUCCAGCCGCAAACCUCUCGAUUAAUAGACCAUCCGACUUAUUGGUCCAGCCGCAAACCUCCCGACUAACAAACCAUCCGACUUAUUGGUCCAGCCGCAAACCUCCUGACUAACAGACCAUCCGACUUACUGGUCCAGCCGCAAACCUCCCGACUAACAGACCAUCCGACUUAUUGGUCCAGCCGCAAACCUCCCGACUAACAGACCAUCUGACUUACUGGUCCAGCCGCAAACCUCCCGACUAACAGACCAUCUGACUUAUUGGUCCAGCCGCAAACCUCCCAACUAACAGACCAUCCGUCCUGAUGACUUCCCGACCUAAGGACUUCCCGACCUAAGGACUUCCGACCUGAGGACUUUCCGACCUGAGGACCUCCCGACUUGAGGACCUUCCGUCCUGAUGAUUUUCCGUCUUGAGGACUUUCCGUCUUGAGGACUUCCCGACCUAAGGACUUUCCGUCCUGAUGACUUUCCGUCUUGAGGACUUUCCGUCUUGAGGACUUCCGUCUUGAGGACUUCCCGACCUGCAUUUUCCUUAGAAAUAAACCAAUUUUCCUUGAGUUCCCCGCCGUACCCUUCAACCAGUUCGAUCAACUCUAUUGCCAGGCCCAUUUUUCUUGUAUCUUGGGCUUUUUAAUCUAAUUCUAAAUUUCAUACGUAACAACUUGCCCACCGCCAAGGGACUUUCAAACGCCAUUUAUCAAUCGUCGUUUGGAAGUUCAUAAAUCACAACCCUCCUGAAAAAUCCCUUAGCAACUGCACCAGUUACUGCAACACUCUUGAUUAACUUCCCUUUCUUCAAUACGAGCCUUUGUGAAUCAUAAUAUCUACAACCUUAAACAUGGCGAAUCGAUACAUCCCUGCACUCCCUGUCGAUGGAUCAAUCCCUGAAACCACUCUUGUGGCGACGAAAAUGCGCACCCAACUGUUCGUCCAUACUGCACAACUGCUGAAGACUCCAAUCGUAUGAGAGAAGUCUUGGAGGCAAGGAAUCUGCUGGCGAUCAACAACCCCAACUACAAUGCAACCCGUCUUCAUGACAGCAUUAAAACACACUUGACAGACCUCAAGGAUCCCUACCGCACCUGGUACCAGAGAGUAGCAGAACAUUACCAGGAGCAAUGGAAAACUCAACAAAUCGAUCAGGCCAUAUUUCUGUCAACUCUCCCAUGUCAUUUACAUGAAAAAGUCCUCUUGGCUAUGGCGGCGUUCUGGCACCCUGAGAUUUGUUCCUUUCUUCUUCCAACAGCCCCUAUCGGCCCCACCCUUAUGGAUGUGGCCAUGAUCGCGCACUUGCCAAUUGUUGGGGAAGACCCUGUAAUGGGUGCCCGAGAUGGGCAAGAAUCCAACUCAGACUACUUGGGUUGGUCUUUGACAGAUGUGAAAGAAUGGGGCUGGACUAAAUUUCUAAUCAAUCAACAAGGAACAGACGGGACCCCUGUAACCGAUCGAGAACACAUAGCCUUUCUGCUCUUUUGGCUCUGUAAGUAUGUAGUUGUUUCUCCUUCGAAAUGUGUCCUCCCUUCUCAUCUUGACCUUGCCAUACACAUAGCCUCGGGUCGGUUCUUCUCAUUAGGCACCCUUUUCCUUGCCAAUCUCUUUGAAGGGUUAUCCAGGGUCAGUGUCCGCCUUACUGAUAAAGAUGGUAAGAAGUUAGACAAUGCUGCGUCGGGUCCUUUUUGGUUCCUGGAACUAUGGUUCCGUCUCUAUUUUCCCGACGCCUUCCAACUUGGUCAUCCUCAUGUUGCCCCCACACUUGAGAAUUCUCUAGGAGUAGCCCUUAACCGACUUUGCUUAGGUCGUAAUAACCUCCAAGCGUCUGAUCCAAUCAUAACUGCUAUGCUUACUGAUAAUCGAAAUGAGAACCAUUUUUACCCACACAAAAUGUAUAUCGGUUAUGCAUCCGGCGUGUUUUGGCCAUUCCCUGUUCCAUCACCUUUGUCUCAACCAAAUCCACUUCCACAUCCAACUUACCCUUUUUCCUGGGAUGUUGCCCUUAAACCCAGAUCUUUAUUUACCAGCUUGCCUGGUCCUAUUGCUCAUCCCCAUCUAACAAUUCAAAGUCCGGAUGGGAGAGCUAUUUUUGAUGCAAUUGCCCCAUACAUAUCCCAACUCAUAAAUUACAUCACCUCUAAUUCUUAUAUUCCUUACAAACCUUCUCCAACUUCCGUUGAAUCCUUUCGGGAGUGGUGGUCGGUUACUUGGGCCUUGAUUUCACCUGACAAGGAUCGUUUACUGGGCAUACUUCUUCCCCCACCUGCAAUAACUUUAGGGGCGAAUCCUCUGACUAAUACCCAAAGAAACCUGAUUACUCAAGGCAAUGAGUCGGGUGCUCCACAAAGAAAAAGGAGAGCCUUUCAGACUCAAACUAUUCCGCCCUUUGGGGACAGUCAACCAUCCUCCACAAAACGCCUAUCAGGUCGGCCCCCUAUAAGGUCCCGACCCCGUCCAGGAGUGGCUUCUGCUCGAGCGACCGCCCAACCUACUUCUAGACCAACUAAAACAAUGAAGCCACCGACCGACCCACUACCUGAACCUGAGCCCCCGAUCAAGCGCCGGGCACCGAAUAAAAUGCCUUCAUCCACCGAACAUGCAACAAUAAGAGUUUCAUCUCCUAGUGAGGCGACUGCUUCAGAUAUGAACAGGUUACCUCAUGUUGCUUCUGCUGUCUCUGAUGCAACCGUCCCAGAUACAUCCAACCAAAGAGCAACCGACUUGGAGGUUGCCGACCCAGGGGCAGCCGCCUUGGAGGUUGCCGACCCAGGGGCAGCCGAUCCUCCUCUAGCAGCGGGUAGACAGGAUGAAGAACCUUUGCAUGUUCAACCAAGAGGUCUCUUACCGGAAUUACCAGAAAUCCCCUCAUCUGACUCAGAAACCUCUGUUAACUUGGGACCUAGAUCUAAACCUCAACGCCCAUUGGAAGCAACUGACGAGUCGGCUAUUGGAAUACCAAAUGACCAGCCCUCCAAACUUAUGGCUAUUUUGGCUCCUUCAACAACCAUCAUCCGUCCAGAGGGAUAUUCUGAUCUAGCCCUGUUGUCGGCCGUCCUUAUUCCGACUGACGUCCGAGCUAUAAUUGCACAGGCUGUUGACCAAUCUUUCCCCGACCUGGGGUCAGAUUUGCUGGACAACCUUCUUCAAGGCAUUGGUGGUCUCUUGUUCCAACUGUCUUCAGAGUCGGCUGCUGCCCCUAUUCUUCACUACCUGAUGGAGCGACUAUCCGAACUCAGAAAUGAAGUCCUGUUCGCCCAACUUUUGACAGCUGAGACACCCUUGCCUGAUUUGGAUCGAAUAAGCCUGGAGGCUUCCUUGACCAAAACCAAGGAAUCCAUUCAACAAGCAGUCAGUCGACUGGAAGGCCUGAACAACGCCAAGGCCCAAAUAAAAGGGUCAAUCCAGCAGAAAGAAGCAGAGCUGAAGGCGCUCCAUCAAGAGAGGUCUGUCCUGGAAGGACAUAUCAACGAUGAGCAACGCCUGAUUGAUCGGUACCAAAGCAAUGCAGCGGACCUAGAUCAGGAGUUGAAGAUUCACGCCCGAUCCCAACUCAUAAAGCAGUACCAGUCGGCUGCUAAUAACAGGCGACGCUUCAGAUCCGAAGACAAAUGGUCCCAAAUAAAACUUGCAUUAGGAUCUCUUUUGUAAUUCUUGACUUGGUAAAUAAAAUUUUUCUCCUCUUAUUGAGGAUCGCCUCCUAUAUUCCCCACUCUUCAGGAACAGAACAAAUCAUUUCCUUAUAAAUAUUUGUUGCUCUUGUAAAUCAUCAAAUAAACAUUGACUCAUAAAUCAACCUUGCAUAUGCCUGCCACAUAAUAUUAAAAUGCCUCCCCACCGUCCUUAUGUUCCUGUCAACAAUUGGCAAGGUGUCAUCCAACCCUUUUUCAUGGGUAACCAUCCAGUUGGAGGUCACGCUGAAGACCUGCUAUUCCUCCUCAAACAAUUGGAUUUCAAAUUCAGGUUUUCCCAAUGAGGCAGAAAAACCAUCCAUCGUGUCAUUCGCCUGAUGGAGAACGUGCUAGAAGGGUAUGAGACCCUUCGAGAUAUCCAAAGUCGCCUU